Antechinus flavipes (yellow-footed antechinus) is the source of this 3734-nucleotide messenger RNA. RefSeq names its product ankyrin repeat domain 13B (gene ANKRD13B). Gene Ontology annotation, cellular component: cytoplasm. Gene Ontology annotation, molecular function: protein binding. The transcript has 15 exons. The coding region runs from base 358 to 2220 and encodes 620 amino acids. NCBI's taxonomy places the organism in Eukaryota, Metazoa, Chordata, Mammalia, Dasyuromorphia, Dasyuridae. The record is from RefSeq and is a predicted model, not a curated record.
UCUUCCUCCUCCUCUUCUUCCUCCUCAUCAUCUCCUCCUCAUCUUCUCCUCCUCCUCCUCAUCCCCUUUACCUCCUCCUCCUCCUCCUCCGUUCCUCCUCCUGUCCCCUCCUCUCGGGGACGCUGGGAACCCGCUCCCCCGCCCCCCGCAUCGCCGCCGCCGUGCCCCCCUCCGCCCGCCUCCGCCGACGCUAGUUCGCCAGCCCGCCUGCCUCCCCAGGCACAUGCCCGUGCAGCUGCCCGUCGCCGGGCUUCCAGAGCAGGCUCUGCCGCCGGCCCUGCACCCCCAGCUCCCCGUCCGUGUCCCCGUCCCCCCAUCCCGGGCCGGGAGAGGCGGCCCCGGCAUGCGGAGGGCACGAUGAUCGCCUCUGCCGCCAGGAAGGGGCCGGAGGGCAGAUACCCGCUGCACUACCUGGUGUGGCACAACCGCUACCGAGAACUAGAGAGAGAAGUCCGCGGCGGCCAGGCGGACAUUGAGCAGCUGGACCCCCGCGGUCGCACACCCCUGCAUCUGGCCACCACGCUGGGACACUUGGAGUGCGCCCGGGUGCUCCUGGCACACGGCGCAGACGUGGGCAGAGAGAACCGCAGUGGCUGGACAGUGCUCCAGGAAGCCGUGAGCACCCGUGACCUAGAACUGGUACAACUCGUGUUACGGUACCGGGACUACCAGCGGGCCGUGAAGAGGCUGGCAGGUGUUCCUGUGCUCUUGGAGAAACUCCGCAAGGCCCAGGAUUUCUACGUAGAAAUGAAAUGGGAAUUCACCAGUUGGGUGCCCCUGGUUUCUAAGAUCUGCCCCAGCGACACCUACAAGGUCUGGAAGAGCGGGCAGAAUCUGCGAGUGGAUACCACGCUUCUGGGUUUUGACCAUAUGACGUGGCAGCGGGGAAACCGUAGCUUCGUCUUCAGGGGUCAAGACACAAGCGCAGUGGUGAUGGAGAUCGACCAUGACCGGCGAGUGGUCUACACGGAGACCCUGGCGCUGGCUGCCCACGACCGGGACGUGCUGCUGGCCGCUGUCCAGCCCACGGAAGAGCAGGUGCUCAGCCGCCUCACUGCGCCCGUUGUCACCACUCAGCUGGACACCAAGAACAUCUCCUUUGAGAGGAAUAAGACGGGAAUCUUGGGCUGGCGCAGUGAGAAGACCGAAAUGGUGAACGGCUAUGAAGCUAAGGUGUAUGGGGCAUCCAACGUGGAGCUCAUCACCCGAACCCGGACAGAGCAUUUAUCGGAACAGCACAAAGGCAAGAUCAAAGGGAGCAAGACCCCACUGCAGUCCUUCCUGGGCAUCGCUGAGCAGCACGGGGGGCCCAAUAAUGGGACCCUGAUCACUCAGACGUUGAGCCACACUAACCCCACCGCCAUCACUGCAGAGGAAUAUUUCAACCCCAGCUUUGAGCUCGGUAACCGGGACAUGGGGCGGCCCAUGGAGCUCACCACCAAGACCCAGAAGUUCAAAGCCAAGCUAUGGCUAUGUGAGGAGCAUCCAUUGUCCCUGUGUGAGCAGGUGGCUCCUAUCAUUGACCUCAUGGCCAUCAGCAAUGCCCUUUUUGCCAAGCUCCGAGACUUCAUCACCUUGCGCCUGCCUCCUGGUUUUCCUGUUAAGAUUGAAAUCCCCAUCUUCCACAUCCUCAAUGCCCGGAUAACCUUCGGAAACCUCAAUGGUUGUGACGAGCCUGUGACCUCCGUCCGAGGCAGCCCCAGCAGCGAAGCCCCGUCCCCCAGCAGUGACAACUCCAGCAUCAGCAGCUCCAGCUCCAUGACGUCGUGCCGGGGCUGCGAGAUAGCGCCUUCGCUGUUCGAGGCGCCCCGGGGCUACAGCGUCCUCGGCAGCCAGAGGGAGCCGGGCCGCGAGGAAGAGGAUGACUUGCUGCAGUUCGCCAUCCAGCAGAGCCUGCUCGAGGCGGGCAGUGAGUAUGACCAGGUCACCAUCUGGGAGGCGCUGACCAAUAGCAAGCCUGGCACCCACCCCAUGUCCCAGGAAGGCCGAAGGCCAGACAGGCCCCCCCAGCACACCCCCCAGCGGCAGCCCGGCCCCCCGGCCCCCCCGGCCUCCGCCCCCAGCCCCGGCCGCCCCGGCCACGCCUUCCCUAGCUACGCCGAGCAGCUUCGCCUGGCCAUGGAGCUGUCCGCCCAGGAACAGGAGGAGGCCGAGCGGCGGGAGCGCCAGGAGGAGGAGGAGUUCAAGAGAAUCCUGCAGCUGUCGCUGACCGAGCAGUAGCCCCCGUGGCCCCCUCCCCCCACUCCCCAGGCAGGGACCUCCGCCUCCGGCCUCACGGGGACCGCUCCCCAGGGUGCUAGGGCUGGGCCGAGCCCUCCCCACGCGCCUGGUGGGGGCGGGGCCGGGGCGUGACUGAAGGGGAGGGGAGGGCCGUUCCCCCACCGGACCCCUGCCCCAGCCCCACACUCAGAUUGAGCCCCUGGGAGGAGGGGGCACGGGAGGGGGUUAGAACCGAGCCUCUGGUAGGGACGCAUGAGCUUCGGGGGCACAGGCUGGGGACCAUGGACAGAGCAGGGGGGACAAGGUUCCGGGGCGGGGCCGGAGGGCGGCGCUGGGGGCGGGGAGAAGGGCCGCGCGGGCGAGAGGGCACGUGGGCUGGGCUGGCUCUCACCCGUGGGUCGGUGGCUGUGCCCUGCGCUGCCCGGCCCAUAGCCGCAGACCCCCACCCCCGGCCCCUUCCUCCGUGGGCAGGGCGAGCCUUUCCUCCUCCCACUCCCACUCAUGAUUCCCAGAGCAGUGCUAGAGGGGCGGCUGGUGCUCGGACCCCGGAUAGGCGGAGGGCUGGCCGAGCCCUGGCCCCUUUGCCCCAACACCGACCCCCCUGCCUGCUUACUCUGCCCGGGGGAAACCUUCUCAGACCCCUGCCCACAUCCGGCCCAUGCUCCUUGGGGGGAGGGGAGCUCAGCUCCACCCCGUGUGCUCUGCCCCAACACAAACCAGCACCUCGGAGGGGCCUGGCCCCCCUCGACCCCUCCCUGAGUCAAGUGCACUUAGCUGGGCCUGGGCGCCUCGGGCGCUGCAGCCAGCUCCCCCUUCCCCGCCCCUCCCGGUUCUCAGGGUGGCCCUGACCUCUCCCAGGUGGGGGGCACGACACCGGAACCCAAGCCUGGGAGCCAGUGCGCACCUCCCGCGGGCUGCAAGAGCAGGGAGGAGGGCAAAGCGUCACCCCCCCACCGUACAUGGUGCCCCCUCCUCAGUGCCAGGGAGGGCCCAGGCUGCCUUCCGGUGUUCUCCGAGGAUGGGUGGAGGGGGCAUAUGGGCACAGGCACUCCAGAAGGUUGAGAUGGUAGUGGUGGAGGUGUGGUGUGUGAGGGGGUCACACCCGGCCCUCCUGAUGCCCCCUGGCACCACAUGCCCUCUCCCCAGCCCCUACCCCACCAGCUGCUGCUAUCCCAUCCCACCCCUGCUGAGGGUGCAACCACAGAAACCUUCCACCCAAUGGUGCUAACUCCUCCCUGCUCUCCCCUUCCCCACCCAGCCCCGAGAAGCACAGACCCCCGGGCAAGGGUCCCGAUGCACACAACACCCCUCUCCCCCACCCCAAAGGACUGGCUCACACUGUGAGAAGGGCCUGCCCAGCCGGACAACACUGAGCGCACGCACACAGACAAAAGCAACAAGACUGAACCCCCUGUCCCACCCGCCUCUCCCCUCAUUCCCCACCCUGGGCCAGGGACACUCCAGCAGAAGAGACACAAAUAAAACAAAACAACAAAAAGGCUUUAAAACUGGAA